Messenger RNA from Triticum turgidum subsp. durum (durum wheat), 1467 nucleotides. NCBI's taxonomy places the organism in Eukaryota, Viridiplantae, Streptophyta, Magnoliopsida, Poales, Poaceae. The record is from the annotation of a GenBank genome assembly.
AUGGCGCCUGUCAAGGACGGCGAGCCGCCGUUGCACAUACUCUUUUUCCCGUUCCUCAUCCCCGGCCACCUCAUUCCGAUGGCCGACAUGGCGGCGCUGUUCGCGGGUCGUGGCGUCCGGUGCACCAUCCUCACCACGCCGUUCCAAGCCUCCAUCAUCCGCUCCGUGGUCGAUCGCGCCAACAAAGACAACCCUACUUCACCGUCGAUCGAUAUCUCCGUCGUUCCUUUCCCGGACGUCGGGCUUCCGCCGGGCGCCGAGAGCGGCAUGGGCCUCGCGUCCCAGGACGAGCGCGACAUGUUCAAUCAGGCGGUGCGGCUCCUCCGGGAGCCCUUGGAGCGGUCCCUGGCCGAUCACCGCGCCGACCUGGACGCGGUGGUGUCCGACAGCCUCUUCCACUGGUCCGUGGACGUCGCCGCAGAGCACGGCGUCCCACGGCUCGGCUUCACCGGCAGCAGCAUGUUCGCCUGCUCGUGCUUCCACAGCAUGCUGCGUAACUGCAACCCGUCGGACUUGGACAACUUGCAGUCUCCAUCGUCUUCCUCCACCGACGGUGAGAGUGAUCCGGAGGCCGUGAUGGUGGCGCUGCCGGGACUGCCGCACCGCGUGGAGAUGAGGCGGAGCCAGAUGAUGAAGCGGCCAGAAGAGUGGGCCUUCUUCCGAGGUGUCGACGCCACGGAGCAGAGGAGUUACGGCGAGUUGUUCAACAGUUUCUGCGAGCUGGAGCCGGACUACGUCAAGCACUACCGCACGACGCUUGGACGCCGAGCGUGGCUCGUGGGGCCGGUCUCGCUCGCCAGCGGCAGCAUGGGCGUGGCGUCGAGGGGCACCGACGCGCUCUCGCCGGAGGCGGACGGCUGCCUGCAGUGGCUCGACGGCAAGCCGGCUGGCUCGGUGGAGCUGGCCCGCGGCCUCGAUCUCUCGGGCAGCAACUUCGUGUGGGUCAUCUCCGCCACCGGCGCCACAACAUCUUCAGAUGAUUGGAUGGCGGAAGGCCUCGCGACGGCUUCGCGUGGGUACAUCAUCCGUGGGUGGGCGCCGCAGGUGCUCAUCCUGAACCACCCAGCCGUGGGCUGCUUCGUGACCCACUGCGGGUGGAACUCGACGCUCGAGGCCCUAAGCGCCGGCGUGCCGAUGGUGACGUGGCCGCGGCACGCCGACCAGUUCCACAAUGAGAAGCUCGUCGUGGAGUUACUCGGGGCGGGGGUCAGCGUCGGUGCCAAGGACUACGCGUCGCUCACAGAGGCUCAUGCGGUGAUCGCCGGUGCGGUGAUUGCCGAGUCGGUUAGGAGAGUGAUGGGUGCUCAGGGCGACGCAAUACAGAAAAAGGCCAGAGACCUCAGCGCAAGAGCGAGGGACGCGGUGGAGAAUGGUGGAUCAUCGUACGGCGACGUCGGGCGGCUGAUGGACGAGCUCCUAGCAGCACAAUGUCAAUAUGUCAUCACCAUUUUGUCAGUCCCUGAUUGA